UUUUGAAAAGCCACCCAGCCAGUGGGAGGGCAGCAUCGAUCGUUUUAAUAAAACAGGGCAGAGCUUCAGGCGCAGAGGCAGGUGCUGUCCCGCAGCCAGCCGGGCUGCGUCCUUCUUCCAACCUGAGCCCGCCGGGGAGGUGAGAGGCUGCUGGGGCUGCGAGAAGCGCCUUCCCCCCCCGGCCGCUCGCCCUUGGCUUGGGGCACACACGGGAAAGACCAUGGAGAAGCUGCUGCUGGUGCUGGUGCUGGUGGUCUCAGGGGGGCCGGCCUGGGCCGCGAAGGAGAAGUGUCUCACCAAGAAGUACACCGCCAGCGGGGAGUGCUGCAGAGCCUGCAACCUGGGAGAAGGGGUAGCGCAGCCCUGUGGGGUGAAUCAGACAGUCUGUGAGCCAUGCCUGGACAGCGUGACCUACUCGGACACCGUCAGCGCCACGGAGGCGUGCAAGCCGUGCACAGAGUGCGUGGGCCUGCAGAGCAUGUCGGCUCCCUGCGUGGAGUCGGACGACGCCGUCUGCAAAUGCAUCUACGGCUACUACCAGGACGAGGGGAGCGGCCAAUGCAAGGAAUGUGACAUCUGCGAGGUGGGCUAUGGCCUGAUGUUCCCGUGCGGGUACACUCAGAACACCGUCUGCGAGGAGUGCCCCGACGGGACCUUCUCCGACGAAGCCAACCACAUGGACCCCUGCUUGCCCUGCACCAUCUGUGAGGAGAACGAGGUCUUGAUCAAGGAGUGCACCCCGGUAUCCGAUGCUGAGUGCAGAGAUCUUCACCCGCGCUGGACGGCUCGGACCCCAACCCUGAUGGGGUCUGACAGCCCCAUGCCUUUCACCAAAGACCCGUACGAUACCGAAGGCCUCGCCAGCACCCUCGCAGAUACAGUCACCACCGUCCUGGGUAGCUCCCAGCCAGUCCUGAGCCGCGGCACUGCCGAUAACCUCAUCCCUGUCUACUGCUCCAUCCUGGCAGCCGUGGUGGUGGGGCUAAUAGCCUACAUUGCUUUCAAAAGGUGGAACAGCUGCAAACAGAACAAACAGGGCGCCAACAACCGCCCUGUCAACCAGACCCCCUCUCCGGAAGGAGAGAAGCUUCACAGCGACAGCGGGAUCUCCGUGGACAGCCAGAGCCUUCACGACCAACAGCCACCAACACAGACCGCACAGGUGCAGGCUCUGAAAGGAGACGGGAACCUCUACACCAGCCUGCCGCCUAACAAGCAAGAGGAGGUGGAGAAGUUGCUGAACAGCUCCCCGGAGGACACCUGGCGUCACCUGGCGGGGGAGCUGGGCUACAAGGAGGAUCACAUAGACUCCUUCACGCAGGAGGAGUGCCCUGUCCGGGCCCUGCUCUCCGACUGGUCCAGCAAGGACAGCGCCACCAUGGACGCCCUUUAUUCCGCCCUGCGCCGAAUCCAGCGGGGAGACAUUGUGGAGAGCUUGUACAGCGAGUCGACCGCCACGUCGCCGGUGUGAAGGGUGGGGCGGGAGAGGCACUCCCCAGCCAGCCCCUCUGCGACCCCACGGAGAUACCAGCUGGCGAGAAGAUGUGAAGGAAAUGGGGUUCCCGCCCGGGCCCCCUGCUAUUUACGAACAAUCCCAUAUGCACUGACCUCUUAUUUUCAGUAUUGUCCCCUUUUUUCUAUCCCCCUUUCCCCGGCGGACUGGCCGAUGCUAAAACAGAAGGGAUAUAGCCAAGGCCACCAGGGGCUGUGGCCUCCCUCAGUCUUGCUGGGACCUAGGAGCUUCGGCUUCGGCGCCUCCUGUGUGAGCAGAACAAUCUCUUGUGCACGCCCCGCCCCCCCAAACCCCAACAACACGUCUCCGGUAGCUGCAACGAUGACCGCGUUUGCUCUCGCUCAGGUCUCUCCUCUUUCUUUCUCUGUCUGCUUCGUUCCCCCUCUUCCACUCCCCCUCUGAGGAUCUUCCUCUGCCCCCCACAAUAUCCACCCCCUUCUGUUUGCCCCAGAUCACCAGUUGCUCUCUUUGAAUUGCACCUCCCAAGCCAGGAAGGACGGACCCAGCUGAAUUCAGAGAGAACUGGGUGGAUUUCAGGGCUAACGUUUGAGUGAAGAUGUUAUUAACAGGGAAUUGGGAUGGAGGGUGGGGAGCAGAGGGAUAUAAUUAGAAAGAGCUACCCAAGGAUGCAGCAUGGGGAAAAAAGGGCCCCAUCUAUAGAAACACACAUUUGUGCCUCUGCACUGUCCUUGAAAGUGGUGAGGGGGGAGAAGACUGUUUCUAGCAGGCAAAAUCUACACUGUGAAUCAUGAAACAUACAGCGUGCGUGUUGGCGAGAGAUCCACAUGCCUCCAUGACACGCACAUUCCUCAGGCUUGGAAGAGUUUGCCUUGGUCAUUAGCAGCCAGGCUGCCUGACACGUUAAGAAACAAUCUAGUUACCUAAGGAAUAAUGUCCUUUGCCCGUCUCGGGUGCUCAGCGGUCAAUCUCCAGCACCUUCCCAGGCGCUGAUCGCUCCUGGGCAGACAUCACCCUUGUUAGAGCCCCCAAAUUCCAGUGGAGAAUAGCAACCCGCUAACGGUGCCUGGGAAAGCAGAAAACAAUUGCCAUCCGUCACACUGCAGGUCAGCCAACAAUCGCCGUGCGGCCAUGGAGAGCUGGAACAGCUGCUGUCAUCCCAGACCUCUCACAUAUUGUACUAGUGAAACACUAGGAGACAGGCUCUGUGCCCUUCCUCAGACCAGUGAUCCACCCACUGUGGGCUACAACGUAAUCACGCUGCUGCUUUAGCGGCCGACGAGCAAGGGGAAAGUGGGGAUGGGUGACGUUAGUGAUGGAGUCGAUUCUAUUCCUAGACCAUGAUUAUUACCAUAGUAUCUGAGCUGGUACGGAUGAGGCUCGAAAGGGUCGGAGGGUGAUUUGGAAAAGCGCCCAGAAGCUCAGCUGUCUUCGCUGUAUUAUCUGAACCUCUCGGUCUCUGCAAAGCUGGAAACAUCCCAAGAACAGGCUCCUUUGGGUAUGUUGAGGCUUCCAAGGAAGACCCAGGAGGUAGAGAGGCAGUUGCAGCAACCUUUCUAAAGGAACAGGGGGUCAGGGAGUGUGUUCGAUGGAGUUUUUCCCAGGCUCGGAAAUGGGUUUGGGUGAAAGGGGGUGUUGGGGGAGGGGGUGGAUCUUGCUCCUUCCAAACCAACUGGGCCCAAUCGUCAGUUAGAAGUUCCUUCUUUGAAGAAGACACUAGAAAAGCACCAAAUCGUAGGACUCAGCUGUUUCCCACCCAUUGGAGGAAGCUACCAGUUCCUGGCGCUCCAGAUAUGUAUUCCUAGGAGAGGGGAGUUCUAAUGGCGCCCAGGGUCGCUGGCAGCCAAGUGGUAUGAGUGGCUUAGCCUUGUCCGUAGGGCUCCCUUUCAUAUAAAGCUCCUGAUGGGAAGGGUGACUUGAAAAUGCCUUUCCUUCACCACAAGGGCUCCCACACCUGCCGACAGCCAUCAGGAAGUCAAGGGGACUAUGCAAAGUGCUCUAGCCCUUAAGAGGCUCAGGACGGAUUCCUAGUAUGGCUGGUAUGUGACGGAUCACACCUGGGAGCGUUAGAAGCUGGAGACGGGAGGUCGUUCUUGGGUUGGCUCCUUUUGGGGGACCAAAAACUGGUAGCAAAAGUUUUGAUGACUUCGAAGAUUGUUUCACAGCACUUUGAUCUUCGGAGAGGGCCAGAUUCUCUUUGCUCCCACUGAAUAGCUCCUUGCUUCCCCAGGAACCCCCUGAUGAUGAAGACUCCUUGAAUAAGGGGCUAUUCAAACCCAGCUGGCCAGGGAAUGAUUUUCCCAUCCCGUGAAAGUUUUCAAGUUAUUGAACCAUUUUCUCAUCCCAAAUUGAGAGGAAAAGUCUAAAUGGCAAUGUUUUUCGCACAUCAAAAAAUCUGGCAAAAGAAAUUCAGAUCAGGUCAAAAUAUUUCGUUUCAAUCAUUUUGAAGCAUGUUGUUUUAAUUUUGACCAUUUUAAGGGGUUUUUAUGGGGGGGUUACUAGAAUUAGCUUAAAUUUUUAAGCGAAAAGCCACUUUGAACAGGAAAACUAUGAUUUUUCAUGUAGAAAAUGUCAAAAUAAAACAUUGAUGAUUUUGGGGGGGAAAAACAAAACACCCCCCCCCCAAACGUUGGGUAGAAAACUUUUGUCGAAACGGACCCUUUUCUGCAAAAAAAAAGUUUCAAUUUCAAAGAAUCAGCAUUUUCCAAUGGACAAAAAUGUUUCUUUGGAAAAUUCCUGACCAGCUCUUCUAUCCAAUGCAAGUAAGAAUCCAGCCCCAAAUGUCUCCAGUUCUAGAAUAUUACCCUGCUUCUGCUCUCACAACAUAGGAUCAAAUCUCAUUUGAUUGGUGGCUAGUGAAGAAUUGUAGCAGAACUGGGGUGGGGGGAGCCCCUCACCCUUCCUCCUUUUAUACCUCUGGUCUGGCAUCUUCCUCUAGACCUCAAGCCAGCAAGUCCAUGUUGUAUAUCCAACCUGAGUUGCUAAUUCAUUAACAGCCUGACUCUAGCCUCCUUGCUCAGACAGCAUUGCCUUGGAAAGCAGUGGGCGCACUGUCGGAGGAAGGAGUUCAUGUUCGGGGCCUGCAGUAGCUGCGUUUUGGUGAUGUUCAUAAUUUCACAGACGAAAUGAAGUCUAUGGGCCACGUUCAUCUCUGCUCCAAGGGGGCCGAACUUGUCCCUGAAGAGAGAAAUGUGAGAGACUGAGCUACAUAAGUGAAGGACCCGCUGUUUGCCUCCCAGCUCCACCAGAAAUCUUAUUAUUAAAUGAGGAAGAAAGGGGGAAAAAAACCUAAAUGAGACAACUAAGAAUUGUAAAUAAUAUUGUCUUGUUUUACUCACUGCUAAAUGUUUCUAAGUGUGAAGUGGAUUACAGUGCUAAAGAGCAGGAGACCUUGGCUUUCUCAUCAAGACUUCUGUUCAACGCUGUCUUAGCAUGGGGUCUAGCUGUUACCCGUUCUUCCACAAAGCUAUGAUAAGUGUUAUAACCAGUGCCAUUCAGCUCCCAUGAACUGCCUGGCCUCCCAGUGUCUUCCUGAUGGACGGUGUGGUGGCAAAGAUCCGUUUGCUCACGGCUCUGCGUUGCAGGUUGAAUUUUAUGUUACCAGCAUUGUAUUUGUUAUAAUAACCUUGAUUCUGGCCUUACAGAGUAAAGAGAGGACACAAGGAUAUUGACAUAUGCACACUUUUUUUUUUAUGAUGAUGGCAAUGUUGAAAGGCCAUGCGAAACUGACGAAAGCGGAGAGAUUAGUUCCAGGAUGCAACUUCAGGCCUUUUUAAAGGGACAGGUUGAAAUUUUCAAACUCCUUUAAGUGCUUUGGAAAAUUUCACCCAUUGUGCUUUAAAAGAUGGGGGUGGGCGGAGGUUGCUAAGAAUUGGGCUUCUAGAACGGGAUUUACAAAAACGCCCGGCUACCUUCAUACCUUUGAUUGAUUUAGGAGUACAAAUCCUAUCAGCUUCCAGUAGGGCUUGAGCUGCUAGGUCACUUAAGAUGCUUUGGAAAACCCCACACCCAUGAUGACCAUAUGUAGGCAUGUGAUUAAAUGGCCUGAUUUAGGGUUGAGCACUCAGCAACUGCGGUCAGUGGGGAAAUGAGCACCUCUGAAAAUCAGGCCACUUAACCAGGUGCCAAACUAUGGACUGAGGAGCGGAUCAUUUAGGCCCCCAUUUCUGAAAAAUGUUGCCUGUUUAGAUGUAUGUUUUUUUAAGUUUUAGAAAACUUAAUGUGAGUGGAAAUGUCCCAAAUAUUUUAAGCAAAAAAAUGACAAUGGAAAAAGGAGGGAUUGGAUCAAAACCUUCCUGCUUCGGUGCUGAAAAUGUAAACACAAUGGCCAAGGUUUUCAAAAGUGACUAGUGACUUCAGGUACCCAAGUGAGGACACCUUAAAAGGGGCUGAUUUUCAGAGGGUGGGUGCUCGGCCCUUUCUGAAAAUCAGGCCCCUUUAAGGCGUCCCCAGAUAACAAGCCAUUUGCAAAACUCUUGGCCAGCAGCAGUGAGCUAACGCAUGAGAAGCAAAAACUGAAACUUACCAGUCUAGGUCAAACUGGGAGAAAUAUGAACAAGCGAUGAAAGACUAGAAACAAUAAAAAAGCAUAUUUGAGUCAGACAGAUUUUAUCUUUAACAAUCUAUAUGGUGUUAUUAGUAACGCAGGCAAGGGA
This is a messenger RNA of Chrysemys picta bellii (western painted turtle), 6126 nucleotides long. RefSeq names its product nerve growth factor receptor (gene NGFR). Lineage: Eukaryota; Metazoa; Chordata; Testudines; Emydidae. Gene Ontology annotation, molecular function: death receptor activity; coreceptor activity; nerve growth factor binding. The record is from RefSeq and is a predicted model, not a curated record. Gene Ontology annotation, biological process: Rho protein signal transduction. Gene Ontology annotation, cellular component: plasma membrane; cell surface.